CUGGGACUGUAUGUGCUGUGUGUGGUUGUGUCCUGUUUUUUCUCUGUUUGUUAGAGGUUGUUUCCAGUAAAUUCGACCAUUGGACUGAGUGCAGACAGUGUUUAGUUGAUGUAGUUCUUCAGCUAAAAUGAGGUUUUUUAAGUUAUUUUUUGUUUUGCUUCUCUAUGGACUGAGUCUACUGGUGCUUCCACCAGUUUCCUCCUCUGAAGUUGUUUGGUCCAUCUCAGCUCGUGUUGGAGAUAAUGUCACACUGCCAUGUGAGGCUCCAGGUGUUGUGGACUUUGAAGACGUUGCUGUAAAGUGGACCAGACCAGACUUGGGUCCAGAUCAGUUCGUCGUCUUCUACAGAGAUGGUAGACCUGAUCCAGAUAACCAGCACCCAUCCUAUCAGGACCGGGUGGAUCUGGUCCACAGUCAGCUGAUGGGUGGAGACCUGUCAGUGGUUCUGAAGAACGUGACGAUAAACGACUCUGGAAGGUUUGAGUGUCAACUGAUCCAGAAGAUGGAGAACCAAAAAAAGUGGUCUGAGUCUAAACCCAUCAGCACCAUCGUCCUGAAGGUCUCAGAUCCAGAUCCUAUCGAGGCUCGUGUUGGAGAUAAUGUCACACUGCCAUGUAACACUUCAGAUGUUGUGAACUUUGAAGACCCUACUGUAAAGUGGACCAGACCAGACCUGGGUCUAGGUCAGUACAUCUACCUCUACAGAGAUGGUAGACCUGAUCCAGAGAACCAGCACCCUUCCUAUGAGGACCGGGUGGAUCUGGUCCACAGUCAGCUGAUGGGUGGAGACCUGUCAGUGGUUCUGAAGAACGUGACGAUAAACGACUCUGGAACGUUUGAGUGUCAUCUGAUCCAGACGAUGAUGUUUGGGAAACGAAGAAAGAGAUCCAGGUCUGAGUCUGAACUCCUCAGCACCAUCGUCCUGAAGGUCUCAGAUCCAGGUUCCACUGGAAACAGGACGGAGACAGGAGACGAGGGAGGACACGAAGACAGACAAAGACAUGGACUGACUGGAUCUGUUUGUGUUGUUACGGUUCUCUCUGUGGGUCUUUUUUUGUCCAAAAAAGCAAAACUCAGCAAAUCUUUCUGAAAACGAAGUCCUGUAGGUGGAAUCAGGUCAGACCAUGUGAGUCCAGACCUGUGGUCCACAUCUGUCCUCCUGUUUCCUGUUUCCUGUCAGCUGAUCCCAGUCACCUGACUGACUGUACUCAGGUUCUGAUGGGUCAGGUUCUGAUCUUUAAGGUUCUGAUGGGCCAGGUUCUGAUGGGUCAGGUUCAUGGACUCUUGGGGGACUCACUUCAUUUCCCCUCCGUAGAGUUGCCACCUUAUCGUGGUGGGGGGGUUUGUGUGCUCAGAGGAUUCUGGGAGCUGGGUUGUGGAGGGUUUCCCAGGACAAAGAGGUCCCAGAGGAUGAGCCAGACCAGGAGCAGCUCAUCAGAGUGUUCCCAGAGACCAGAACCUGCAGAUUUAAAGAACCUGUACCUGUUCAAAUCCACACAGGAAACAGGAGGACCACAUUAGGCCCAUGUGGACUCACAGUCCAACCUGAGCUCAGGGACCCAGUGGAUCCACGGACCCAGUGGAUCCAUGGGACUGUGGUUUCCUUCCUGUCGUCUAGGUUUGUCUUAUAUUUCUGUCUAUUUCUUCUCUUCUCUGUCUUUUCUUCUGCUCAGUCCUGUUGGUUCCACAUUUCCAGUUUCACAUUUGUUGAGUUUUGUUUGUGUUGAAGUGAAUUUAACAGGAGUUUUUUUACUGUUUGUCUCUGAACAUUUAUGACGCAUAGAGACAUGUCAUACAAAUUAUCAUUGUUUAAUUUUAUUUAAAUAUUUUUAUUAUCAUGAUAGCUGUAUUUUAAUGUUUCUAUUAUUAUUAUUAUUAUUAUUAUUAUUAUUAUUAUUUUUCUAAAUAUAUG
This is a messenger RNA of Sphaeramia orbicularis (orbiculate cardinalfish), 1912 nucleotides long. RefSeq lists its product as uncharacterized. Lineage: Eukaryota; Metazoa; Chordata; Actinopteri; Kurtiformes; Apogonidae. Gene Ontology annotation, molecular function: signaling receptor binding. Gene Ontology annotation, cellular component: external side of plasma membrane. The record is from RefSeq and is a predicted model, not a curated record. Gene Ontology annotation, biological process: regulation of cytokine production; T cell receptor signaling pathway. The transcript is spliced from 4 exons. The coding region runs from base 128 to 1090 and encodes 320 amino acids.